UGGUUUUUGUGUGUGUGUGUGUGUGUGUGUGUUUACUUCCAGUUCUCCUUUGAUAAAGUGUUGAUUUAAGACGCGACAAAGUUAGCACCCGAGCGUCAGUUAUUAUCUAGGUUCAUGGAGGUACCGAACACCCCGCGGAACGUGUUUUAAUAGUUAAAGGUUUGAACGUUUCACUUCAUCGUCAAGGAGCCCGAGCCACCCAUGAGCAUGGCGGACAGCAGUGAUGCCAGUGAGAGCACCCCUCUCCUGGACUCUCCUGGGAACAGACCUCCGCCGCCAUCAGUUUUCCAGGGACGGCGGCUGGCCUGUGCAGCCAUCCUGCUGGCUGAGUCAUUGGAAAGGAUUGCAUUCUACGGCAUCACGUCCAAUCUGGUUCUCUUUCUCAACAGUAGCCCUUUUUACUGGGAGGGCACGCAGGCCAGUCAGGCACCUCUGGUGUUCAUGGGAGUCACCUACCUGAUUUCACCAUUUGGAGGCUGGCUGGCAGACGCGUACCUGGGCAAAUUCUUGACCAUUGCUGCGAGUCUGAUCCUAUAUUUUACUGGCCUGCUGUUCUUCCCUUUCAUUUCAAAUGAAGACACCAGGAUAAACCUAUGUGGAGAUGAGUUUGCAUUUCCUGUGCAGCCUGCAGAGUGUCUGAGCACAAACAGUACUACCCCUCCAAGCAAUGUAACCUGCCCCAUUCGGCCCCCAUACUGUGGCCCUGUGAUCUACAGUGGACUUUUUUUAAUUGCAUUAGGUGUGGGUUCUGUCAAGUCCAACAUCACACCAUUUGGCGCUGAUCAGGUCAAAGACAGGGGACCAGAGGCCACACGCAGAUUUUUCAACUGGUUCUACUGGUGCAUUAACCUCGGAGCCAUCCUGUCCCUGGGAGGUGUGGCCUACAUCCAGCAGAAUUUCAGCUUUGAGCUUGGCUUCAUCAUUCCAGCAGUGUGCCUUGGAGUCUCUUUCCUGGUCUUUCUCUUUGGCCGAACUGUCUUCAUCAAAAAGCCUGCCGAUGGCAGUGCCUUCACAGAUAUGGUCAAGAUCCUGAGCUUCGCCUGCUGGUCCCCAAAACCCAAGGAACCUUACCUGCUCCGCAACAAACCGACACUACUGGACAAUGCCAAAGUGACCUUUGGAGGAAAAUUUCCAGAAGAGAAGGUCGAGGAAGUAAAAGCCCUGGUGAAAAUUCUCCCUGUUUUCUUUGCCCUCAUCCCAUAUUGGACUGUGUAUUUCCAGAUGCAGACAACAUACGUCCUGCAGAGCCUCCAUCUGAGGAUUCCUGAUGCUGCCUCAAACAGCACUGUGGACUCCCACAAGAUGACGUUCCGCUUCCCGACCGCCUGGCUCACCAUGUUUGACGCAGUGCUCAUCCUUAUGCUGAUUCCCCUUAAGGACAAAGUGGUGGACCCCAUCUUGAAACGUCGCGGCCUGCUGCCCUCCUCUCUGAAGAGGAUUGCAGUGGGGAUGUUCUUUGUGAUGUGGUCGGCCGUGGCAGCGGGUAUUUUGGAGACCAAACGCCUGGAGAUCGUCAAAUCAAACGGUACCAUUGACCAGGUGCUUGGCAACGUUAUCUACUAUGCAGCAGAUUUGCCCAUAUGGUGGCAAGUGCCUCAAUAUGUGCUGAUAGGAAUCAGCGAAAUCUUUGCCAGCAUUGCAGGCCUGGAGUUUGCCUAUUCUGCAGCCCCCAAGUCCAUGCAGAGUGCCAUCAUGGGACUCUUUUUCUUCUUCUCUGGGAUUGGCUCCUUUGUUGGCUACGGCUUGUUGGCUCUUGUCUCCCUCAAAGAGAUUGGUUGGAUGUCAUCCCACAGAGACUUUGGUAACAUCAACGACUGCUCUCUGCACUACUACUUCUUCCUCCUGGCAGGGAUCCAGGGCUUAACAUUGCUGGUCUUCCUCAUUGUCUCUGUCAAAUAUGACAAGCAGAGGGGCAGAGCUGGAAGUCAAAGGUAGAGGCACGCAUCCUCUCGACCCCAACAUAAGCCCCGGCGUCCCCCUCACCAUACCUGCCUUCUCUUGUCAUAUCAACCAGUGCCCAAAGACCCUGGUCAAAUGGCUCCUUACUAAUCACAUCCUACAGGAGCUUUGAUUACCUCACACGUGAUUCUGUCAGGACUAUGAAUUUAUUAUUUAUGUUGGUUUUUGCUUUUAUGUGGGAAUCCUCUCUCCCUUUUAUGAGAAGAGUGGUUUUACAUCACUGGGCAAACGCACAGGUGCCUUUCUUUGAUCAUUUGCACUUGGCGUGAGGAGUGGUGCCAUAAAAAUAAGACAUAUUGAUAUAUUGUAGUCACAAAAAAAACUCCUGUUUUUAUAGAUAGAUUUUUUACUUUCUGCUUCUAACUAAAUCUUAUUUUUGGACUAACUCUUUAACUCACAUCUUACAUUACAUCCAUAUCUGUACAAACCAACCGUUUGUGGCUUCUGAACGUACAGUUCAUGUCAAAAUGUGAAACUGGGCAGUUGGGUGCAUUAAAUGUGCUUGAAUGUCAGCAUCACUUUGUGAUUACAGCUCGCCUGUUGGAAAUUUACAUUUCAGGAAAUUUUUACAGUGUUAUCUUCUGAUUGGUUCUUGUAUUUAUUGGAUUGUUGCAUUCGUAUUAGCUUUCUACUGCUAAGAAUAAAGUAUUUUGCCAAAAUAUGUGUUUUCUCCUCAGAAAAAGUAGAGCACAAGGUACUGCAUUUACUCUCAGGGCUCAAGGAAUAGUGUCAGAUGUCAUAACUAUCCAGGAAAUUUAAAACUGGCUUUGGGAGAUCAGAGGAGUGUUCAGCCUGUGGUGUCAAUAAAGUUACAUUCUUAGCACAGCACAUUAAAAGAAGAAAUUCAAUCUCCUUGAUGGUAUGUAAUGCCUUUUAGAGGGAUUUUAAUUUGUCUUUAAUUGGUUGGAGAAAUAGGUGUUCAUUGUUUUAUUGCAUAUUUUAUAUAUAUACUUGCUUUGUCAUCCUUAAAAGAUCUAUUAAGUUUAUUUUGGAAUUUCAUUCUGUUUCAUGAUGCUGUAAAACUGGAUUAUUGUUUUGUGGUUAUAUCUGUGGCUAUUAAAGUAUUUUAAGAUGGAGAA
This is a messenger RNA of Scophthalmus maximus (turbot), 3038 nucleotides long. RefSeq names its product solute carrier family 15 member 4 (gene slc15a4). Gene Ontology annotation, cellular component: membrane. Gene Ontology annotation, biological process: transmembrane transport; oligopeptide transport. The coding region runs from base 202 to 1935 and encodes 577 amino acids. Lineage: Eukaryota; Metazoa; Chordata; Actinopteri; Pleuronectiformes; Scophthalmidae. Gene Ontology annotation, molecular function: transmembrane transporter activity. The record is from RefSeq and is a predicted model, not a curated record. The transcript has 9 exons.